This is a messenger RNA of Capronia coronata CBS 617.96, 3009 nucleotides long. RefSeq names its product transcription initiation factor TFIID subunit 5. The record is from RefSeq and is a predicted model, not a curated record. The transcript is spliced from 2 exons. Gene Ontology annotation, cellular component: transcription factor TFIID complex. Gene Ontology annotation, molecular function: protein binding; RNA polymerase II general transcription initiation factor activity. Lineage: Eukaryota; Fungi; Ascomycota; Eurotiomycetes; Chaetothyriales; Herpotrichiellaceae. Bases 1 to 3009 code for a protein of 1002 amino acids. Gene Ontology annotation, biological process: transcription initiation at RNA polymerase II promoter.
AUGGCACCUCCGAAGCCUGCGCAAGGGAGAACAGGCCCUCCUGACUCUGGACCAAAUCCGCCGUAUCUACCAGAUCAACCAAUUCCACAGACUGCGGUGGGAGAGUCGCCAAACGCCGCGGGUAGACCUCUGGACGCGUGGGGUAGACCUCGAAACCGGGUGGGCAGACCGCGAAACUCUGUCUUCAGACCAUCAACUCCGGUGGGCACAUCACCAAACCCUCUACCAGGAGACAAUAUUUUCAGCCCAGUGCAGUCAUCAUCGGCGCCGCUUCCGGGAAGUCCUCUUCAGAGAUCAUUCUUCGCAAACGGCCCGCUGCUUGGUAAUACACCUGGUAAUACCGCAAGUCCUGCAUUGACCUGGCUUCCUCCUACAACUGGCUCUGUCCCAAUCACUCUUAUGCCAAGUAUGCCAGGAUCAACUGCGCUUGCGGCACCUGGUCUGCCCCCUCCAGCCGGCUCGCCUUAUCUUCCCACUGGCUAUCUCCCUGCUAGUCUACCUCCUGCUGGUUUCCCUCCCGCUGGGUUUCCUCCGGCAGGCCUUCCUCUCACUGGUAUUCCAAAUGCUGGCCCUCCUUUGCCUGUCGUCCGCCCCAUGGGUCCACCUCCCGCUGGUUUACCUCCAACUGGUCAUACGUCUGGUCACCCUUCUCCGGCCCACGUAUGGCCUCCCACUACACCUCCACAACAUCCUGCGCCUCCUUUCAAUCCCUAUUAUCCUUACGCAUACGUGGAAGAUAUCGAGGAGGAGGCCCGAAACCAACAGGCACUGGAAGAUAGGAUCGAAUACUUGAGCGACUGGAUCAAUGUAAUUGAUUAUCUGGCGAAGAAAGGCUACUACCGAACCGAAGCCAUGCUCCGCGCAGAAUCGGCCAACCAAGAACUCCCAAAAGACACCGAAGCCAAACCCACACCUGCGGGACCACCACGCUACUUCGAAUUCUUCUCACGCAUGAGAGCAUGGACCGACGACGUUCUUGACACAUACAAGCCGGAAGUUAAGAGACUCCUUUGGCCAAUGUUCGUCUACUCCUACCUCGACCUGGUGAAGCUAUUCUAUCCCAAAGAAGCACAACGUCUGUUCCAGAAGUUCUCGGACGACUUCAAGCCAGAACAUGAAUACGACCUGCGCGGUAUUCAAUUCAUGACACUACCUGAACAUGGAGAAGAAAAGAUUGGCAAACUGUACAGCGAGAACCGAUAUCGCCUCUAUCUCACCCACCACGCAUUCACUGCCUUCAUGUCCUUCCUCGAAAGUCUACCCGACACCGGUUUCAAGCUGAUGCUCGCCAUUAUCCAGGACCACCUUGACAUCCGCGAGGUUGACCGUGCGUCAGAUGAUCGAUUCAGUUUCGCCUCUGUCAUCUCACGAGGCAAGGAAGGUAACGACAUGCCGGCCGAAGAUGAGGGCAUCCCAGGCCAUCGUCCAGGCAACGCCAUCUCCUCCACCGACCCCAACGUCGGCAACAACCUCGCCACUCUCAAGCUGGGCAAAUUACCCCUGGAGAAAGAUCUGGAGGAAGACUUACGGGGUGACCUCAUGGAUCUCGACCUGGAAGUGGAAACCAAAGCAGGACGAGAGUCUCUGAUACAAACCCACGAACGACUCAACAUCAAGCAAGAAGACGACGAUGAAGGUCCAACCCGUAAUGAAAUCCCAUACCCUCCAUCGACGGCACGCGACGUUGCCAUUGAAGUGAUGAAGGUCCGUGAAGUCCGCGACCGUGUGAAGAUAGAGUCUCGCACCGGCGGCGUCGGACCAGCCGUCAGCGUGGUCAUGUACACGUUCCACAACACCAAAGACAGCAUCACUUGCAUGGACAUCUCGGGCGACUCCAACUUCGUCGCAGCGGGCUUCUACCAAUCCGUGAUCCGCAUCUGGUCCAUGGACGGCAAGCCCUUCGGUCCCGAAGUAGGCGGCCAGAAACAGAACAACCAUCGUCUCAUCGGCCAUACCGGCCCCGUCUUCAGCGUCUCUUUCGCCCCGGCCGCAUAUCGAGCCGACCCAAAGCCCGACCCGUUAGCCGCACAGACGCAUGCGCGCUGGCUUCUGUCGUCCAGCGGCGACGGCAGCAUCCGUCUCUGGAGUCUGGACGCCAUGGCUCAGAUCGUCCACUACCGCGGCCACGUCGGACCCGUGUGGGAUGUGAGAUGGGGACCCUUUGGCCACUACUUUGCCAGCUGCGGCGCCGACCGAACCGCACGAAUCUGGCAGACCGACAAGAUCAAGGUCGUCCGUCUUCUCGCCGGCCACGACGACGACGUCGACUGUGUCGCAUGGCAUCCAAACUCUAGCUACGUUUUCUCUGCCUCGUCCGACAAAACCGUCCGCAUGUGGGCCGUCACCAAUGGCAACCCUGUGCGCAUGUUCACCGGUCACACUGCCACGAUCACCGCAUUGGCAUGCAGCCGCGACGGCAAGCUGUUGGCCUCUGCCGACGAAACCGGUGUCAUCCUCGUCUGGGACCUCGCGCCAGGUCGCCUGCUCAAGAAACUGCGCGGCCACGGCAAAGGCGGCAUCUGGUCCUUGACCUGGAGUGUCGAAUCGAAUGUGUUGGUCUCCGGCGGCCAAGAUUGCACUGUGCGUGCCUGGGACAUCGCCGGUCCGGCGAAGGAAGCUGCUGCUGCGCCUGCAUCAGGGAAGGCCGAUGGUGCUGGUUCGGUUGGUGCUGGUGGUGCUGCAGCCACAGCUGCCACUGCUGCUGGCAAGGCAGAUGGCGCCAACAAUGUCGGCGGCGGUGGCAAUGCUGCUCCGCCAUCUUCCAUCAACUUGGCCUCGUCGGCGUCUGGUGGUGUCGGUGUUGGUGCUGGUGCCGGCAAUGGCGCCACUGCCGGUGGAAUGGGUGGUUCGACCGCGUCGGGCCACAAGAAGCGCGGCAAGGAGGCCGGGGUGAGCAACGACCAGAUCUCGGCGUUCCUCACCAAACAGUCGCCCGUCUACUUGACCAAAUUCACCAACAUGAAUUUGGUCCUGGCCGCUGGCGCUUACUUGCCUGAACAGGCCAAGUAG